CCGUGUCUCUGAAGGAAGAAUAAACAUGCUUGUGCUUUGCUUACUGCCUUGCAGUUGAACUAAGUUGCAUGCAGAUGGCUUGUGUUUUAUUGAGUUCUUCUAUGUCUGCUGCUUACUGCUUAUGCACAAUUCCUGCUAUAAAGCUUCUUUUUUUCUUUCCUUCUCUGCUUGGUUUUGUGUAUGUAACGUAAAUACUUUUGUUGCUUGUCAUUGUCUUCUUUGGCUUGUAGUCUCUUUGUGUCCUCUUCUGCCUGCUGAAAGCACUACAAGUAGAGUUGCCCUCUACAUACGCUUGGCUUACCUUCAAUUUUAAGCUCCUAAAUCCUUAGUCUGUGAAAUGCAUUAAUGCGUUCUGCUAAUACUUGGAAGAUAACUAAUUCACUGCUAUCUCAGCUAAUUCAGUCAUCAAUCUGCACCAUUGUAUAUUUUUGUUCUAUAUUAUUCAAUGAUAUUGUCUAGUGAUGAUGAAUUGUUGACUUGCUGUUGAGUGAAACUCAAAGUAUUAAGCAAAUAAUGAAGCUAGUUUUGAUGAAUACUGGCUAGAAGAGUCCAUAAUAUUUUAAUUUGCACGUUACGCUACUUCCUGUUGACCAAAUGUGAAAAUUUUUAGUCUGUGCAAUGCUCUCUUGCAACUAAGACAUUGUAUGCUAUUUGCCAAAAACUUUUAAAUUGCUUUGAUGCACAGUCUGGCAGUGAACAUAAAGGUCUUCAAGCCUCAGACUUUGUAAAACUCACAGCAUAUCGUCUUGACCUUAUCUAGAUUCUUUUUGGUUAGAGAUUAAUGAAAGGAUAAGGAUAAAUUGGUAUGUCUUUGAGAUUCAUUUGGAUGUGUGGGCUUAAUCAUAUGAUCCGUGAUUGCUAAUCUUUAUUCUUAUUUCAUAUUAACUUAUGGAGGCAAAUGCAAAAAUAUUUUUGUAGUUCAUUUAUUAUUAUAUUGUAGCUAUAUCAGGAAGGCUGCUAGCAGAAUCUGGACUCUGGAGAAAAGACUGUCUUUUGUUCGAACUGCGUGUUGUAUUUCCCACCUUCAAUUAUUCAGUUAGUCUAUGAGAGUACCUAAUAUAGGGAUGGCUUCAGUGAAGUGUUCUAAAUACUUAAAAGGGAAUUGUUAUUUCCCUGCCGCCAAUAUCUGCCAAUUCAGAAAAAGAAAAAUGUCAUUCAGUAGUUGCUUGCUUUAGAAACUUUGAUUGCAAGGAUCACGUAUGCCAAGAGGAAUGUGGAAAUACGGCUUUUUAAAGACAAUUCUGAGGUUUUUAGCAUCUGGUAGUGUUUUCCCUCUGUCAUGCAUCCACACAAGCACACCCCUGGAGAAACUUGGGAAGUGGGAGAAAAAGAACAGGAUUGUUUACCCUCCACAGCUGCCUGGAGAACCUCGCAGACCAGCGGAAAUAUAUCACUGUCGGAGGGAAAUAAAAUACAGCAAGGAUAAGAUGUGGUAUUUGGCAAAACUGAUAAAAGGAAUGUCCAUUGACCAGGCUCUUGCUCAGUUGGAAUUUAAUGAUAAAAAGGGAGCAAAGGUAAUCAAAGAGGUUCUGUUAGAAGCUCAGGAAAUGGCAGUAAGAAAUCACAACGUGGAAUUCAAAUCAAACUUAUAUAUAGCUGAGUCCUUGACAGGCAGAGGCCACUAUGUGAAGCGGAUCCGUUACCAUGGCAAAGGCAUGUUUGGCAUCAUGAAACUUGUCAGAUGCCAUUACUUUGUGAAGUUGGUGGAAGGUCCUCCUCCUCCUCCAGAGCCCCUAAAGACGGGUUUUGACCAAGCAAAGGAAUAUGUGCAGCAGCUGCGAAAUAGGACCAUUGCUAAUACACUGUGACAAACUCUUGUGACAUUAUAGGUGUUUCUCCUUUGACAAUGUGGUUAUGUAAAAGAAUAAAGUCAUGUUUCAGUUAUAUUUUUGGUGCUGCUGGAGCUGGAUGAUGCAAGAAUGAUCAUAAGCUUUUUUUCUUACUUGGUCAGCCAUAAGUAUGGGGGGGAAAGUCUUGGAAAAGUGGCAACAGAUGUUGCUUUUUCAGAGUUACUGAAAGUAUUAAAUAUUAAGUAUUAAUAUUAGUAUUAAUACUAGUGUAUUAAACCGUAUUAAAUACUCUGCCCUGGACUAUCAAAUCUAGAACAUACAGUGCAGUUACAAGGCUUAUUUAAAAACUCUAUUUUCUCUCAAAUUCAUGCAGUUAGGUAUGGUUGGGUCUUGUACUGCAAACGUUCUUGACAGUCGCAUCAAGAUAGACUGAUCAGUAAGAUUUGGAAUCUUAAAGCUAGUUAUAGUAGUGCAGCUAAAUUAGCAACAGUCUUAGUUGAGAUUAGCAAGCAUCAGUUUAUGGUUUGUUUAUCUAGGCCAUAAAGUUUUUUCCUUACUUCCUUUAUUGUGCUGCUUAGACAUUGUGUCUGCAGGUGAGGAAAGAAGAACUUGGUUUAGGUUCAGGUUCUGACAGUCAGUAGAUGGCAUUGUUUAGUUUGUCAGAGAGGAAAGUGGCAGUGAAAACGUACAGUACUUUGAAAUCUCCUUCUUGAUUUUUUGCUAUGGCAUUAACAGUCUGCUGCAUGCAUGGAGUUCAGACUGAUCUCUGUGGAUGCUCGGUAUGGAUAACAGGUAUAAUAAUAGUUCACUCUUUAUCAAGAUAAGCUUUUCUCUAGUUAUUCUGUACUGUUUUGGAACAAACUGCUUUUGUAAUGUUGAGGCAAGUAAAAUGUUCCAUGGAUUUAA
This is a messenger RNA of Struthio camelus australis, 2696 nucleotides long. The record is from RefSeq and is a predicted model, not a curated record. Lineage: Eukaryota; Metazoa; Chordata; Aves; Struthioniformes; Struthionidae.